Messenger RNA from Gongylonema pulchrum, 840 nucleotides. The record is from the annotation of a GenBank genome assembly. NCBI's taxonomy places the organism in Eukaryota, Metazoa, Nematoda, Chromadorea, Rhabditida, Gongylonematidae.
AUGUGAUGGAUCGAGCCACUGCUGGAACGCAUAGCACAGAAGUCGACGAACGUUGUAACGCCAGUGAUCGAUACAAUAGACCUAGAGACACUACAGUAUCAUUUGUCCAGCCAUAACAGACUAAGCGUCGGCGGCUUCAACUGGGGGCUUGUUUUUAACUGGCACAUACUGCCGGAUCGUGAUUAUUUGGCAAUGAAAUCACGCAUCGAUCCCGUGCCUUCUCCAACAAUGGCUGGUGGAUUAUUUUCGAUCGAUCGUGCCUACUUUGAGAAACUUGGCGGCUAUGAUCCGGGUUUUGAUAUUUGGGGCGGUGAAAACCUGGAGAUAUCAUUUAAGAUCUGGAUGUGUGGAGGGCGCCUGGAAAUUGUUCCGUGUAGUCAUGUUGGCCACAUUUUUCGUAAAAAAUCACCGUACAAAUGGCGAUCUGGUGUAAAUGUGUUGCAAAGGAAUAACGUAUGGUUAGACGAUUACAAAAACAUCUAUUACGAUCGGAUCAAUUAUAAAUUGGUAACUUUUGGAUUAUUUGGCUUUUGUGUCAUUAAUUUUGAUACUUUGAGCAGCCAUAAUUUGAAGGUUAUGUACACUUGCGCACUAGGAGAUUUCGGUGAUGUAUCAGAGCGAAAGAGAUUACGUGAGCGUUUGAAGUGCUCUUCAUUUAAAUGGUACUUGGAUAAUGUGUUCCCCGACCUAUUCUUACCAACAGAUGCUAUUGCUAGAGGAGAGGUAUGUAGCACAUACUAUUCGUUGAUUCUGGUGACGGGUUCCCGGAUGUGUUUCAGUGCCGGUCAGCCCUGCAGUAAAAAGCUUUCUACAGUCUUGCUAGUAAGUGGUUGUUGUUGA